CGCAGCACCAGCACCAGCCGCCCCGCCGCCGCCGCCGCCGUCGCCGCCCGGACCCCGGCGCGCUGAAUGCAGACUAAUAGGGAUGCCAAAGGAAAAAUAUGAUCCUCCAGAUCCUCGCAGAAUUUAUACCAUCAUGUCAGCAGAGGAGGUAGCCAAUGGGAAAAAAUCUCACUGGGCAGAAUUAGAAAUCUCGGGUAGAGUGCGGAGCUUAAGUACAUCACUUUGGUCAUUGACACACUUGACAGCGCUGCACCUAAAUGACAAUUACCUUAGUCGCAUUCCACCUGAUAUUGCCAAGCUUCAUAAUCUGGUUUACCUGGAUCUGUCAUCCAAUAAACUCAGAAGUUUACCAGCAGAACUAGGAAACAUGGUGUCUCUCAGGGAAUUGCUUUUAAAUAACAAUCUGUUACGGGUUUUGCCUUAUGAACUUGGUCGGCUCUUCCAGCUACAAACUCUAGGUUUGAAAGGCAAUCCUUUAUCACAGGAUAUUCUCAACUUAUACCAGGACCCCGAUGGAACCCGAAAGCUACUGAACUUCAUGCUUGACAAUCUUGCAGUUCAUCCAGAGCAGCUUCCUCCGAGGCCAUGGAUUACAUUAAAAGAACGAGACCAAAUUCUGCCAUCAGCAUCAUUCACGGUUAUGUGUUACAAUGUGUUAUGUGAUAAAUACGCCACCCGGCAGCUAUAUGGCUAUUGCCCAUCCUGGGCAUUAAACUGGGAAUACAGGAAAAAGGGAAUUAUGGAAGAAAUUGUUAACUGUGACGCAGAUAUCAUUAGUCUUCAGGAAGUGGAAACAGAGCAAUACUUCACUCUUUUUCUGCCAGCAUUGAAGGAGCGUGGAUAUGAUGGAUUUUUUUCUCCAAAGUCACGUGCCAAAAUCAUGUCUGAGCAGGAGAGAAAGCAUGUGGAUGGUUGUGCAAUAUUCUUCAAAACAGAAAAAUUUACAUUGGUGCAGAAGCAUACAGUGGAAUUUAACCAAGUGGCAAUGGCUAAUUCAGACGGAUCUGAAGCAAUGCUGAACAGAGUGAUGACAAAAGAUAACAUUGGUGUUGCUGUGGUAUUAGAGGUCCACAAAGAACUAUUUGGAGCAAGUAUGAAGCCUAUUCAUGCUGCAGACAAACAGCUGCUUAUAGUGGCAAAUGCCCAUAUGCAUUGGGACCCAGAGUAUUCUGAUGUGAAACUUAUCCAGACCAUGAUGUUUGUCUCAGAGGUUAAAAACAUUCUGGAGAAAGCCUCUAGUAGGCCUGGCAGCCCAACUGCAGAUCCUAAUUCCAUCCCGCUGGUGCUAUGUGCAGAUCUUAACUCAUUGCCAGAUUCAGGUGUUGUGGAAUAUUUAAGCAAUGGUGGAGUAGCUGACAACCAUAAAGACUUCAAAGAACUAAGGUACAAUGAGUGUCUUACGAACUUCAGCUGCAAUGGAAAGAAUGGAAGCUCAGAAGGGAGAAUCACACAUGGCUUCCAACUUAAGAGCGCCUAUGAAAAUAACUUGAUGCCUUACACCAAUUACACCUUUGAUUUCAAAGGUGUGAUUGACUACAUUUUCUAUUCCAAGACUCAUAUGAACGUGCUUGGUGUCCUGGGGCCUUUAGAUCCUCAAUGGCUGGUUGAGAACAACAUCACUGGGUGUCCACACCCUCAUAUCCCUUCAGACCACUUCUCACUGUUAACACAACUUGAACUCCACCCUCCACUCCUGCCUCUUGUCAAUGGUGUUCACUUGCCUAAUCGGAGGUAGUGGAGUACUGCCCCGUAAAAGACGGGGAUCUGUUGCUAUGGACCUGUACAGUUGUAAAUCAAAGUAUGUAGGAGUGAAGUAUGGCCAUCCUUAAGCUGCUUCUUCAGGUUCCUUUCAUUAUGUGUUUGCUGUAAGACUUUGUACAUUUUUGUGCAUAUUGGUAUCAUUUGGCACUAGGGCUGGAACCAAAGUAUUACUCUCUUUCCAAAAUUUUAAUUUAACGUGUUUUUAAAUUGGACUUUCUUUGUAUUAUAUUAUGAGUCUGCAUUCAUAAUUGAUAACUUACCAAUUGGAGCCCCAACAACAGUGUAUUUGUUUUUCCAAACCACAUGCUUUCUUUUGGUUUCAAAUGAGCCAUUUCUGUAAAAGGCAACUUUUUAAAACUAUAAGAUUUUAAACUGAAUGAUGGCAUGCCUUGCAGGGAACACUUUCUUAAAUUUAUGUUUCUUUAUAACAAACUGAUUUUUGGCUUCCCAAGUCAUUUGCACAUUAACAGAGCACUUAAAUUUGCUUGAUCUGUAUAUAAGCUAUGAUAUAGCCUCUAGCCAUAAUAAGAAAAUUUGAGAAACUAAAGAUGGUUGCACAGUAUGCUUUCAAAAUCAAGCAUUUAACACCACAUGACCAUUUGUUGGCCAAAUGCUGUUUUUUUUUUUUUUGUUGUUUGUUUUGUUUGUUUUUGUCCCCCUAUUAGUUGUAACCUUAGAAGUAUUCUAAGCCUGUCUUUCCAGUUUAUUUACAGGGAAACAACAUUUAACUUAAACUGCCACACAUCUUUAAAAUAGAAUUUGGUAUGUUUAGGAUGCCCACAAAAUUAGUGUCUAGUAUUUUUCAUUAUUCCUAUUCACCCUUCUUUUCUGUCUGGUUGUGCUGGAAAAACAGAUACUAUGUGAUCUAUAUUAUUUUUGCUGUUACAGUCAAAUGUUAAAAAAAAAACACCCUAAAACUCUUGAAUGAAAAAACCCUGAUCAGCGUUUCAGAAGGGAAAAACCAUACAAAUAUUUCAUGUUUCCCAAAGUAGGUUAUGUGGCUUGUUGGUUUUGGUUUUUUGAGGUGGCAGUGGAAAGGAUUUGGGGAAAAGAGAGAACAAAUAUGGGACAGUAGUUGAAAACCUUGCAUAAUUUUUCCUGACUCUAGCUGCCAAAUGGCCAUUGUAUGCUUUUAAUCUUUGUUUUCAUUGUCUGUCAGGGUUGAAUUAAGAAGCUACUGGUUUAUUCCCAGCUGUUGAUGCCUUUAGAUAUGUUGGAAUCCUUUUUUGUCAGAGGGGCCAGUUGAAAAAUCUGUGACUCAAAAGGCAGUGAACGUAAUAUCAUUUUCUGGGGGAAAAAUUGGUUGGCUACUUGAUGUUAAUUAUGGCACAGGAAAAGGUUGUGUCUGUGUUUUUAAGUUUUUCUUUAUUCUGCUUUUUUGCUGCUAUAAGAGUUUUCUGAAAUUUAUAUUUUAAACUUUUCAUGCACUUUACUGUUUCUAGUCUCAAAAUGUGAUAUUUUUAAUAAACAAGAAAUUUUCCAUUAUGUGAAUGAAAUUUUAAAAGAAAAUAGCCUAUAUUUGUGUCUCACUAAUAUAUAAAGUACAGGUCAAAUUUAAAUUAUUUAAUUAGUUUUAAAUAUAAACAAUUUGUCUCCUCUUAAACCUGACAUUGUAGGCUGUUUUAUUAGUCUUAAAUGAUGCAUUUACUUUGGUCAUUUUAUGCUAAUUUCUUCCAUAGUAAAUUAAUCAGGCUAUAUGAGAUAAUAUUUCCCCAAAGGGUAAUUUUAGUGGGAUGAGGGUGGUGGGAUGAUGUACUAUCAUAUACAGGAUUGCAUUAGCAGAAGGGUUCUGUAAAGCCUAAACUCCCUUUUAAAAGUGCCUAGUUAUAGAGGCGUUGUUUGUCAUCUGUUGUAAUUGGAAUGUCAUUGUAGUUCAGUGAAGUUUGAUGUAAAUAUAAUACUUUUAAAAAUGUUAAAGCACCAGAAUAAACAAAAAGAAACAACCCUUAAGAUGACAGAUUUUCCUCAACAUGCAGGUAUCCCUUCUUAUAUACCUCAAGCAUCCAACAUCUAGCCAUGCAAAUUGAUUACCUGAAGCAUAGUACUGGAAAGUAGAAUAGCAUGAAAAACUUAAUUUUGUGGACAUUACCUUUUUUUGUAAUCAGCUACUGUAUGUUUUAUUUUAGAUCUUUUGUUUUGGGUGGGUUUUCUGCUCUGGAGGUAUAUGCACUAACAAAACAUUUUCCUCCUUUCAUAUACGCAUGUUAAUUAGCAAUGUGAGCAAUAUUUCCUACCAUACUUCACUCCCAAUAUUUUUCGAGAUGUUUGUAUAAAAAUGGAAUUUAAAGUUCACUUAUGAUUGUAUAUGAACCACAGAGGAGCCCAUUUAUUAAUAAACUUUUUUAAUAGUUAAAUGUAGAGGGAAAAAAUAAAAAAAAUUGGGAAACAUUGUAAACAGCUUAAGUUUAUUUUGUGUAUGAUCAAGGCACUCUGUUGCAGGAAGGUGUGUAAUUGGGUUCUCUCUGCUUCCAAAUGCACUCUUUCAAACUAUUCAUUAUCCUGUGUAUUUUUAAUGUGGUUUUAGUAAAUGUUGGUAGUAGCUCUGUUGAAGUAGGUAAUUGUGUUAUGUUUUGGGUGGCACACACAGUUGGGGCAUGGUAACCCAAAUUUCAUGUGCACGGUUUCCCUUUUAGCCCACUGCCCAAAUUUCACACACCCUUCACCUUUUGUUCCCUUUGUAAAAGGAGUGGUAUCUGUUUUGAGCUGCCAAUUCAGAUGAUCAGAAAUGCUGCUUUCCUCAGCAUUGUCUUGUUAAAACGCAUGCCAUUUGGAACUUUGGCAGUGAGAGGCCAAAAGGAAGAGGUGAAUGACAUAUGGCAUAUAUUCAAUGAAGGUAAAAUUUGUAUGUUCAUAUACUUUCUAGUUCUCAGAAUAAGUUAAUAAGCUUUAUGGCAUUGGGCUGCUGCAUAUUUUAUCUGAAGGUAAAAGGAAAUUUGGGCAUUUUUAGAAUGUGAUACCUGUUUUUUUUAACUGUUAAAUAUUAUUUCUGAUGUUUGUCUAAGAACUGGAGUGUUCUUUAAAUUUAUUAAAACAGUGUUGUUUGAGGAAGAGAAAACAGCACUGUUUGCCAUUAUUACAGUCAUACAAGUGCAUGUCAAGUCACCCACUCUCUCAGGCAUCAGAAUCCGCCUCAUAGCUUUACACAUUUUAAUGGGGAAUAUUGCAGCAUCCUCAGGACUGACAUCUGGGAAAGCUCAAAUCCACUUACUGCUCCUUGCUUGUUGACUUUGUUUUAAAAUAUUGUGCCUGGUGUCAACUUUUAAGCAACAGCACUGCCUAAAAGCAAGCAGAGAACAGAAUCCCAGCACCAUUCUAUAGGCAACUUUUUAGAAUUCAGAUAUAGUAAAUCUGUCCAAGAUUUAUGAUGUUUUAUGUAAAAAAAAUUUUGUAUAAUAUAGCUGAAUAUUUUUGUUUCAUUUCUUUGAUGUAAGGCGUGUGAACAUUCGUUUGAAUAUCACAUGUUAUAGUCAGGUAUGGCACAAUGGGUUCUGAGACCAGCUUCCCCCCCCAUCCCCUCCCAUUUGCCUUGUUCUAAGCUUUCUUUUCAAAUUACUUUUCCGAUAUUCAUAGGCAGAUAUUUGAUUUUACUGAAUAAGCAUCCUGUGUGAAUGAAUUAAAGAAGCCACUGUGUUUUAGUGUUGUAGUUUGCAAAAAUAUAAAGCUCCAUUUCUUAUUUGCCCCCCUUUUUUGGUGUCUUAAAGUUAUAUAUUAAAUCACAGAAAAGCAAGGGAGAAAGUUGAAAAAUAUCUAAGGCUCAUAUCACUUGAUUCUAUGGUAGAUUACAUUAGAAUUGAGGAUGUGGCACAUUAAAACUGGAACAUGGACAAAUGUAUCGUGUUCCAUUUUAAAAUUCUGUCUCCAAGUAAAUAUUGUUGAAUGGAUAAAAAUUUAAGUUUGUAUUUGCAUUUCCAAGGAUUUCUAAAAAUCACCAAUGCAUCUGUACUUUAAAUAUCAAAUAACAAAGAGUAGAGAAAGCACAAGGAAAAACAGGUUAAGUAUGUUCUCUGAAGGAACCAGAGGCAUAUGGUUUGUCAUUCUAACACAAGGCUCAAUUUUCUAGUGAUAAAAAUUGACUGUGUUCCAAUACUUACUUGAUUGUAAGCUUUUUUAUUCUGAGUUUCUGAGAAAUUGUAAUAACUUUGCAAAAUAUGCUGACUGAUCGAUCAGUAGCUUCGGUUACAGAAAACAUCAGUUUUGCUACAAUAAUGGUUUUAUAGCAAGCAAAGAUUUUAUGGCACAUUUUCAAAAUAGCACUCAUAUGUAUUUUGACAGAAAUAUGAAUUCUCAUAUUUGUAAGGUAUCCUUUCUCUUUUUCCCACCUGCCCUUCCCUUUAAAAAAAAAAAUCACCUUUCUAAUGUGGAGAAUAUUGAUUUUACCCCUUUCCUUUUGAAUUAUGUCUGUAGAGCUAUGUGAAUUGUAGGUAGAUAAAUUAGCUAGGGAAGUUAGGAUUAUUUUUCUAAGCCAGGAACUUCAACUAAAGUUUUCAAUUUGUAGACAGAUAAGAAUUUCGUUUAUGGUUGCUUUGGGUGAUUUUAAUUUUACAAUAAAUAGCAUCAUAAUCACCAAUUUUAGAUUCAAACAGAAGUAAGUUAGUACAUUUUUCACCCCGGCUUAUUUACCAAAGUUGUAACCUGUUGAACAGGAUGCCAAGAGCAUCUUUCAUUUUAUAGAAUGAUAUGCAUAUCUUUAUUUUAUAAAUGUCACCUAAAAGCGUAAGGGUUUAAAAAAAAAAUAGGAAAGCCCUUACAUUUAUACUACUGUUAAAUCUAUAUGCUGUUCUGAAUAAGAUCCAUAGAAAGAAAAUUAAAAAACAGCUCUUUUCUGGAAGGUGGUAGGGAAAAGCAUACGUAUUUCCUAUUUUGACCAAAUACCUUCUUCAUGUAAAUUUCUCUAUUAAAUCACAAGCCCUACAACAAGAAAAAAUAGGGAGAUACCAGGAAAAUACCAAGCUUUAUUAUCCUAGUUAGUAAUAUUGUUUAGCAUAAGUUUGGUUAGACUUGGGUUAUUCUUGGAACCAAAGGAAAACAAAUGUGUUGAGGUUUUCAGUCAACAAACAUGAUGUUGAAGUGAUGGAAUAAGUAAAAUAGCUUUCACUUUCAAAGCAUAUGAAAUAAGGACAUUUCUGUCUAUUAAAUGUUAAUUUGGAUGGCACAUCAUAUAAACUGAGUAGCACUGAACUGAAAUUAGAAGUGUCAUCAGAAAUCACAUUAUGAAAAGGAUAGACAAAUGCCAAGUGAUAUGACUCUUUUGGCAUGGUAGCUUUCAGAAUGUUUCAGAAGGCAUAUUUUGGUGCCUAUUACUAGUUAUUUUUGUUACAACAAUCUCCCUGAAUUUAAUUUCCCUGUUUGUCACUUUUAACUAACGUGUAAGAAUCAUGGUAGCCCUCUCAGAAGUGGUCCUUUCUUGCUCAGUUUUGUGUUAAUUUCAAAUUACGGAUGUAUUUUCUUUCAAGCUAUCAAUUGUUAUAUUUACUACAUUUGUUUAAUUUGCCUGUAGUUAUCUGAACUCAAAAAAAUGGCUCAGCAUUGAUGUGUCAAACAAUGGCUUUGCUUCUUACUGAACAGACUUAGUAUCCUGCUACUUGUUUCAAUCUUGGUGCAGUAAGUGAUGCAGUAUAUCUGGGUUUGUAUGUAUUCAGAAACUGUACUGUCCUUUCUCUGUGCUUAACUUGCUAAAAAUAUAUUCCCUUACCUGUGAAAUUCCUGAGCGGUGCUCUGCCAACUUUUGUGGGGGAGGGAUUUGGAUGGCCAUGUUACUGCACAUUGGAUCUGGAAUUGUUCAGCGUUGUGAGUGGCAAAUUUCUUAAACACCAGCAGCACUGAGAAGUGCACUACGGGCAUUCGUACAGUUGUCCAAAUGCAAACAAUUCUUUCAUUUAGGAGAAGCUGAAAUACAGAGUUAAAUAGGAAUAGUUUGAGGAGAAUCUUUCAACUUUGGCUUUAUCAUCUUUGGAGUAGGGUAGUAUGGAUUUUUUUAAAGAGAAACAAUGUGUAUGUACCUUUUCUCUCUAAAAGGGCCAGCUUAUGUUGGUCAAAUUCACCAUAGAUUAAUUUAUGUCUUCUAUUGUGAUUUCUAUCAACCAUAUAACAAGUGCCAACUAAUUGUCCGUGGGACAAUCUACUCUUCCACUCAAUUUACCAUUUGAGUAAGGAAGGGUUCAUUUAUUUUCAUUACCUGCAUUAAGUUAAAUAAUUCAUUGUUUUGCAUACAUUUGAGUCAUUUUGUAGCCUAUAAAGUGUUUUUGUAACUAAUUCUAAUGGUUGGAAAGUGAAGCACAGGAUUUUAAAACCAAGCAAGGUGUUUUAAUAUUUUCUUUCCCUGAAUACUUGGUAGUUUCUAUUAAUACUAUUCCAAAACAAAUUCUACUGUUUUAGGUUGUGUAUUUACUUUGUUUUUGUUCUAAGAAAAAGCCAAGCACUAAAUCAACUUGUUACUGUGUUCCAAUAAUCAGUUUAAAAAUGUAACAUUUUCUUUUUUUUUUAAUUAGAAAAUUUAAUGAAGUGCCAUAUAAUUGUAGCUUGCUAGUGUUUAAUGUUUAAUAGACUGGUUCUGUGGUGUUCUAACCAUUUCACACUCUGUCAUCCCUGGAGAAAAGUGGUUCUACUCUUAUUUGACCACAUUCUCUCUGACAAAAUCACCAGCUGCUUUAUUUUUCUAUUUAUUACAGUUAAACAGUUGAUAAGGUCUGAAUCUUGACCAAACUGCUCAGCUAAGAUGUUUUUCUCAGUAGACACUGUACAAAGUGUGCGUGCAAAAGGACACAGUUGGGAGAUAGUAUUUUUUCAUUAAUGUGAACGUUGAUUAAACAAAGCAGUCCUACCUUUUCAAUCUCGUGGCAGCUCAGAAGGGAGGUGCUCAAGAACCUUAACUACUAUGUCAGAUGACAAAAUACUUUUUUCCAUUUUGGAGAUUGGUUACUGCUCACACAUGAUGUAUAGGGCUAAAUACAUGCUUGUUUCCUUGCACCUGUGUACUUCCCUUUCUCUCCCUCCCUUUCCCUCCCCUGUAGGCAAUAAAUGGCCAUUUUGCAACUGCAUA
This is a messenger RNA of Lemur catta (Ring-tailed lemur), 8800 nucleotides long. RefSeq names its product CCR4-NOT transcription complex subunit 6 like (gene CNOT6L). The transcript has 12 exons. Gene Ontology annotation, molecular function: protein binding; poly(A)-specific ribonuclease activity. Gene Ontology annotation, biological process: nuclear-transcribed mRNA poly(A) tail shortening. Gene Ontology annotation, cellular component: nucleus; CCR4-NOT complex; cytoplasm. The record is from RefSeq and is a predicted model, not a curated record. Bases 83 to 1735 code for a protein of 550 amino acids. Lineage: Eukaryota; Metazoa; Chordata; Mammalia; Primates; Lemuridae.